AGGUAAAUGAUCUACAAUACACGCUGUAUCUGCACUACAAUACAGUAACACAAUCACCAAACUAAGUGCCCAGUGAAACACUGUCAUGGGUUUCCGUGUUACUGUGGGGGUUCCACAGCUGUACUGUGAAUUGUUACGAUCAUUCAAGUGCCCACAGCUUUUUUACUUGUAUUAUUGCGUGUUAUUAAUUGACCGUUAUUUCUAUUUUUUAUUUCUCUCUGCAUUGUUGGGAAGGGUCCGUAAGUAAUAAUAUCACAGUUAGUCUACCUACACCUGUUGUUUAUGAAGCAUGUGACGAAUGAAAUUCGAUUUGUCCAAGAGCUGGGCGCAAAAGAAAGGCAUUGCCAGAGACAGAGGUAACCGCAAGCAGUGCGACUGGACUUCAAUCAUGUGCACAGCUCUGCACUCUGCGCUCUCUGACAUUAUAGUGGCGUGUUGCCUAAUAGAAACGUGAACCACGAACUUUUGCCCUCUCUGGGUGUUGUGAGAAACAAAUAAAGAACCACAGAGAAGUGACCAUGUUUUCGCAAAAUCCGAUAAGUAGCCUUACUAAAUAUGUUUCGAAGCCGUCAGUAGUGGGACAGGUUGAGGUUUGUAUGGUUGAAUGUCAGUCGCCUUGCGCUGUUAGGACAGCUGUACCAGACGGACAAACCGCAGACCAUGGGAGGGAAGCAAAUCAGGCUGAACUAAAGGAGAAGAUGUGUCCCUGUGAGGCCUGGUGUUCCCAGAAGCGGACCUAUGAGAACCUGGCCUACGAGCCUGGGAGUCAGAGUGAGCUCUACCCCCAACCUAAGGCCCUCUCCCGGGCUGUUUUCCAGCUCUCUGGCCUCACCCCCAAGACCUCCAUCCAGGCCAUCGAGAGCCACAUCACUAGCCUGAAGGGAGUGGUGUCUGUCAACUUCUCUGUGGCCAGUGGCCUGGCUCAGGUGGAUUAUAACGCAUCAUCUAUCUCUACCAGGGAGUUAUCUCUGGAGAUCCAGGCCAUGGGCUACGGCGUCGUGGACGUGGCUGGGGAAGAGGUGACUAAGAUCGGGGAGACGGAGGCCACAGAGUCCCUGACGAGGAUCAGGGUGAAGGGUAUGACAUGCCAGUCCUGUGUGCGCUCCAUCGAGGGACGGAUAGGCACUCUGCCUGGGGUUCUGCACAUCAAGGUGUCUCUGAGUGAUCAAGAGGCAGUAGUACAAUUUCAGCCCCACAUAGUGACAUCUGAGGAGGUAAAGGAACAGAUUGAGAACAUGGGAUUUGGUGCGACUCUUACGAACAAAGACACAAGUAUAGAUUGUGGUCAAGGGGAGACACCUGUGUCAUCCUCCAUCUUGGAUUCACUGACUCAGACGUCUGUCAUUGGGAUUGUAGGGAUGACCUGUAAUUCAUGUGUCCAGUCCAUAGAGGGCAAGAUCUCUGAGAUGACUGGGGUGUGUUCUAUAGCGGUGUCAUUAAAGGAGGAACAGGGGACCGUCACCUUUGACCCCAGUCUGACUCAGCCAGAGGAACUAAGGGCAGCCAUUGAAGACAUGGGAUUUGAUGCUUCACUCAUAGAAUCUGGUUCUGCAGAAACUCUACCAACCACUCCCCUUCAAAGACGAAAGACUCCCCUUUCCCCCCACUCCCCCAGAAUGGCUCACAGUAGCUUUGGCUCUACCAAGACUUCCAUUAACGGUAGCUCUGGCUCUACCAAGACUUCCAUUAACGGUAGCUCUGGCUCUACCAAGAUGGCCACUGCUGAUGAGGAGGGGAAGGUUCAGAAGUGCUUCAUCCGUGUGACAGGCAUGACCUGUGCCUCCUGUGUGGCCAACAUUGAGAGGAACUUAGUCAAACACAGAGGUGUCAUCUCAGUGCUGGUUGCCCUCAUGGCUGGUAAGGCGGAGGUGAAGUAUGACCCUGGUAUUGUUGAUGCCAAGCGGAUAACACAGCUCAUAGAGGGUCUAGGCUUCGGUGCCACACUGAUAGAGGACAAUGCUGUUAUGGAUGGGAAACUGGACCUCUCUGUAACUGGGAUGACAUGUGCGUCAUGUGUCCAUAACAUUGAGUCCAAACUCACCAGGACCAAAGGGAUUCUAGAAGCCUCAGUUGCACUGGCAACCAAUAAAGCCCAGAUCAAGUUUGACCCAGAAGUGCUUGGAGCUCGUGACAUCAUCAGAAUGAUUGAGGGGCUGGGCUUUGGGGCGUCUCUAAUGAAAGCUGAAGGCUUUGGGAACAACCUGGAUCAUGGGGAAGAGAUUCAACAGUGGAAGAACUCGUUCCUGUUCAGUCUGGUAUUUGGGGUGCCAGUGAUGGGCUUGAUGAUCUACAUGAUGGUAAUGGACAGUCAGCACGGGGAACACGGUGGCUCUAUGCCCGAGGAGCAGAACCUUCUCCCAGGCCUCUCCCUCCUCAACCUGGCCUUCUUCCUGCUCUGUACACCUGUCCAGAUCUUCGGGGGUCGUUAUUUCUACAUCCAGGCGUACCGCUCGUUGAGACACCGCACGGCUAACAUGGACGUCCUCAUCGUCCUGGCAACCUCCAUCGCCUACAUCUACUCAGUUGUGGUCCUCAUUGUGGCGAUGGCAGAGAGAGCCAAUCAGAGCCCUGUCACCUUCUUUGACACCCCGCCCAUGCUCUUCGUCUUCAUCGCCCUGGGCCGGUGGCUGGAGCACAUAGCAAAGAGUAAGACAUCUGAAGCACUGGCCAAGCUGAUGUCACUGCAAGCUACUGAUGCCACUGUGGUCACGUUAGGUCCUGACCACUCCAUCCUCAGUGAGGAGCAGGUGUCGGUGGAGCUGGUCCAGAGAGGAGACAUAGUGAAGGUGGUGCCUGGGGGAAAGUUCCCCGUGGACGGGAAGGUGAUCGAGGGAAGCUCCAUGGCAGAUGAGUCCCUCAUCACAGGUGAGCCCAUGCCUGUGAGUAAGAAGCCCGGCAGUUCAGUGAUAGCUGGCUCCAUCAACUCCCACGGAUCUCUACUGGUGCAGGCCACCCACGUAGGAGCAGACACCACCCUCUGUCAGAUAGUCAAACUAGUGGAGGAGGCACAGACAUCCAAGGCCCCCAUCCAGCAGUUUGCAGACAGACUGAGUGGCUACUUUGUACCCUUCAUAGUCAUUGCCUCAGUGCUAACACUGCUGGUCUGGCUGGUGAUCGGCUUUGUCAACUUCCAUGUUGUGAAGGAGUACUUUCCUGGUUACGAUGAGAACAUCCCCAAGACAGAUGUUAUUGUCCGCUUCGCCUUCCAGGCCUCCAUCACAGUCCUGUCCAUCGCCUGCCCCUGCUCUCUGGGCCUGGCGACCCCGACAGCUGUCAUGGUGGGCACGGGGGUCGGAGCCCAGAACGGCAUCCUCAUCAAGGGAGGGGAGCCGCUGGAGAUGGCCCACAAGAUCGGUGCAGUGAUGUUUGAUAAGACCGGCACCAUCACUAACGGUGUCCCGCGGGUGACCAGGGUGUUGGUGCUGUGGGAGAGGGCACGGCUGCCCCUGCGUAAGGUCCUGGCACUGGUGGGCACAGCGGAGGCCAGCAGUGAACACCCACUGGGGAUGGCUGUGGCCAAGCACUGCAAAGAGGAGCUGGAGACAGAUGUUCUGGGUUCCUGUAAGGACUUCCAGUCGGUGCCAGGCUGUGGGAUCAGCUGUAAGGUGUCUAACAUUGAGGAGGUACUGCUGGAGGGUGACCAGGACUCCUGUCAUACCCAGGUCACACUGCAGGGGGCCACGACUGAUGAGAGCAGCCUGGUCGGCGAUACUGUGUCAGUGUCAGGUGCCUCUGCUAGCCCCUCCUAUUCGGUCCUGAUCGGGAACAGAGAGUGGAUAAGGCGGAACGGGCUUCAUGUAGGAGCUGACGUGGAUGACGCCAUGUCCAGCCACGAGACCAAGGGGCAGACAGCCAUCCUGGUAGCUAUAGAUGGUGUACUGUGUGCCAUGCUGGCCAUAGCAGACACAGUGAAGACCGAGUCUGCCCUGGCUGUCCAUACUUUACUCAGCAUGGGGAUAGAGGUGGUCAUGAUCACUGGGGACAACAGACGUACUGCUAAGGCUAUAGCCACACAGGUGGGCAUCAGGAAGGUAUUUGCGGAGGUGCUGCCAUCCCACAAGGUGGCCAAGGUGCAGGAGCUGCAGGAGAGGGGUCUGAGGGUGGCCAUGGUGGGUGACGGGGUCAACGACUCGCCCGCCCUCGCCCGCGCCGACGUGGGCAUCGCCAUAGGGACGGGCACAGACGUGGCCAUAGAGGCAGCUGACGUGGUGCUGAUCAGGAAUGAUCUGUUAGACGUGGUGGCCUGUAUUGAGCUGUCCAAGAAGACUGUUCAGAGGAUACGCAUCAACUUUGUCUUCGCUCUCAUCUACAACCUGGUAGGGAUUCCCAUCGCCGCAGGUGUGUUUCUGCCCGCUGGUCUGGUCCUACAGCCAUGGAUGGGUUCAGCAGCUAUGGCAGCUUCCUCUGUGUCUGUGGUCAUCUCUUCCCUGCUGUUAAAACUGUAUAAGAAGACGUCAAUCGAGACGUAUGAGUUCCGGGCCCAGGGGAACAUGAAGAGCCUGAGCCCCAGCCAGGUGAGCACCCACGUGGGUCUGGACGACCGGCGACGCACCCCUCCCUCCCUCCGCGGUGCCUGGGAGCGCCUGAGCCAGGGCAGCCGCCUCUCCCUGCCCAUCUCCCUCUCCAGCCAGCCGGACAGCCGAGGUCCAUCCACCCCCUCUCUCCAGGACCGCUGCUCCCUGCUGGACCACGAGAAGGAAGUGGGCCUCGUAGUGUAGCAAGGUGCCAGGUAGAGGACAUUAUGUCGAAAGGGAAACUACCUGUCCUAUGGAAACCAUCUGGUGGAAAGGUCCAAGGGAAACUGUCCACAUUCCUUAGUCUCAUCCUCUUCAUGUCAAUUAGAUGUAUUUUAAUAUUUGACUGAACGAUAACUGAGAAAUAAAUCAAUACCUAGAAAUGAAUCAUUCACAAAGUUACUUUCUUUAAAUCUUUCAAGACACUUUUUAUCACAAGCUGUUAAACAAUAUGGCUCUUCAGUUUACAUUAUGAGGAAAUGUUAUUCAUUGUGAACUUUUUUUAGGGGGAUUGUCAUGUGUGGUUUGCCCACCUAUUGUUUGUUUUGAGUGAGUUCUAAUGGUUCAUUUGUCUCUCCUUUGUCCCUGUAGUCCAAAUAUAUUUCAGUAAAAUCCACCAAGGUUUCUGCUUUGUACUUCCCUUGACUUGCUUGUGUAGCCCAUCUCAUGACGCCUUUUACACAACAUCUCCAUCAAAAUGUACAUGUAGGCCUGUAAGUAGGCCAUAUGUGUAUAAUCACCUUCUAAAUGAAAAGCAUUGUGUCUGUAGAACCUCAUCAGAAAGACUUUUGCUACAUCUUCAGAGCUAAAGAUACACAUCGUUCUAUGUCCGUGAGAGAAUGGAUCAUUAAUGUUGCAUGGCCUGUCAUGUCUUCACACUAGUGGUAGUAGAUGGUGAGGACAGGGAAUAGGUUACACCCCUGAAGUAGUCCCCUGGGUUGCAUCUCAAUAGUCUGCAGUGACUUCCUCAACUGUCUGUCAUUUGACUUGCAUGAGAGAACGGCAAUGAAUUUGGAUUCCUUAUAAGAUGUUAUUUUUCCCCUCAUAUUUACAAAGUUCAGGGUAAGGGAGUGGGGUUACCAAUCACUGUCUACGUUGCUUGAUAAUGAGGUCCACAAAAUGCGCUCAUCUUUCAUUCAGUAAACUGAGAAGACUUCUUCUGCUAUUAAACUUGUAUGUCGAUUUCUAAA
Molecule: messenger RNA, 5704 nt
Organism: Oncorhynchus mykiss (rainbow trout)
Lineage: Eukaryota; Metazoa; Chordata; Actinopteri; Salmoniformes; Salmonidae
Product: copper-transporting ATPase 2
Biological process (GO): copper ion homeostasis; copper ion import
Cellular component (GO): trans-Golgi network; plasma membrane
Molecular function (GO): copper ion binding; P-type divalent copper transporter activity; ATP binding
Source: RefSeq, a predicted model, not a curated record